This is a messenger RNA of Trichomonas vaginalis G3, 705 nucleotides long. RefSeq names its product laminin domain-containing protein. The transcript has a single exon. The coding region runs from base 1 to 705 and encodes 234 amino acids. The record is from RefSeq and is a predicted model, not a curated record. Lineage: Eukaryota; Parabasalia; Trichomonadida; Trichomonadidae.
AUGUUAUUUCUUCUUAGUAUAGCUAACAAUACAAAUGCAAAAUGCAAUGUUAGAAAUACAUUUCGUGAUGAAAGUGGCGAAUGCAAGUGUAAACCUCAUUAUUUUGGCGAUCCAGAAGAUCAAAAAGUUGGAUGUUGGACUUGCAAGCCAAGAUGUCACCGAAAUGCAAUUUGUUCUGGCCCAAGCCAAUGCAAAUGCAACGGUGGAUACUAUGGUGAUGGAAUCAAUUAUUGCAAACCAAAUCAUUUCCUUCCGAAAAUACUCUCAAUUCAUCCGAAAACAGUUCAAUCAUUCAGUAAUGACUUUAUAACAAUCAAAGUAAAUCAUCCCAUACCACCAAAUGCAACAACAUAUGCUAUGUUUGACAUUUUUAUUUCGAAAUGCAAUCACAUAGAAACAGCAUUACAUUGUCAAGUUCCGUCAUUACUCCCAAUUAAUUCUAGUGUUAAAAUAUCUUUUAAUGGAGCUGAUUGGAGCAUUGAAAAAUUUUAUCUUCCUUUUGUGAAUACACAGCUUCAUGACGAUUCAAUAUACUUCACAUCGUUUAUUGCAACGUCAUUAUUAGCCGCAUAUAUUAUUACUAUGUGGCCUAAGAAGAGUCGUCUUGGACAAGUUCAUGCACUCAAAGAAGCUGAAGCAAAUUCUCAUAGUAGAUUACCAAGUAUUAAGAAAUUAUCACAAAAUCCAGAGGAAGACAUGCUUUAA